Messenger RNA from Ostrinia furnacalis (Asian corn borer), 883 nucleotides. Its product is annotated as farnesol dehydrogenase-like. The transcript is spliced from 6 exons. Lineage: Eukaryota; Metazoa; Arthropoda; Insecta; Lepidoptera; Crambidae. The record is from RefSeq and is a predicted model, not a curated record. The coding region runs from base 218 to 883 and encodes 221 amino acids.
AAACGUAGAUUCAGCUAAGGGAAAGGCAAGUUACUCUAAAACCUCCGUCAUUCGAUCGACCAUUCGCCUGCUAACCGGUUCGGUGCCGCUCGUACUGUUUGCAGUGAAAGUCAACUUUUUAUUUCUGUUUACGGCUUUUGUUGAUAGUGUUCAGUGAAAUCAACUUUGCUGCUCCAUUCGCGAAGUAAGGAAAGAAGUUUUUUUAACAGUAACAGCUAUGGACCGCUGGGCGGGCAAGACGGCGGUCGUGACGGGCGCAAGCGCGGGUAUUGGGGCAGCCAUCAGCGUGCGGCUGGCUGACGCUGGCUUGCGCGUGGUCGGCCUGGCCAGGAGAGCAGACUUAGUUGAGGCGCUCCGUUCCAAAGUGCAAGGGUCUGGCAGCAUCCACUCCCGGCAGUGUGACGUCACCGACGCCGCCGCGGUGGCUGAUGCCUUCGCGUGGGUGGAAGACAGCUUCCAAGGCGUCGACGUGGUCGUCAACAACGCGGGGGUAUUCUUUCAAGGGCAUAUUACUGAUGUAGGUAAUAACCAAAUCAGCGACGAUCAAUGGAACACAGUGCUGGAUCUCAACGUGAAGGCGGUGAUCGCCUGCAGCCGGCGAGCCAUCUCCUCCAUGAAGAAGCGCGGCGGCAGCGGGCACGUUAUCAAUAUUAGCAGCCUGGCGGGCCACUACAUUCCGUUCUCGGAGUUGUUCAACGUGUACUGCGCGACAAAGCACGCCGUCUGCGCGUUCUCAGCUGCUCUGCUCAACGAACUGGCGCACCUUGGAAGCGACAUUAAAGUUACGAGUAUUUCCCCGGGGUUGGUGGACACGGCCAUGAUCGGCGAAGGGAACCCUCUGCCCAAGAUGCGACCAGAAGNAUCUUACACAGGGCCGGAUUAA